Fraxinus pennsylvanica is the source of this 354-nucleotide messenger RNA. The record is from the annotation of a GenBank genome assembly. NCBI's taxonomy places the organism in Eukaryota, Viridiplantae, Streptophyta, Magnoliopsida, Lamiales, Oleaceae.
AUGAGUUCUGCAGAGGAGUUGUUCCUUAAUGGCAAGAUUCGGCCCAUGAAACUGUCUUCCCACUUGCAGAUGCUGCAGGUUCUUCUGCCGUUGGUGGAUUUGGAAGGCUCCGGCGACGAUGAACUCGGCGAAGAAAAUAGUACUAGCAUGAGAGGAAGAGAUCUGAGAAUGCGCAAUCCUAGAUACGCUCACCGGAAAACCAGAUCUAUGUCGUCUCGUUAUGGUUGUGAUGGUGUUAGCGAUGGUGUUGGUGGCGGCGAUGACUGGGGCUACAGAUUCAGAUCUCGCUACAGUUGGUGGUGGAGUGUGAUGCUGGAGGUGGUGUUGGUGGUGGUUGUGGUGGCGAUGGUGUAG